AGAACUCGGAAUCGGAUUAGGUGCAAGUUUAGAAGCUGGCCCGAGUCCACGAAGACGCGAAUCCCGUGGACCAUUUCUGUCGAACACUGUCCGGACCUUUUUUGGAUCGAGACAUCGUUCUCGUUGGGUGGUGAGGUAGACCUCUCCAGUCUCGGUUCGCGUACUCUGGAUCGUGUUCACACACAACCUACCAAGAUGCCGUUCGGACGUCAACGUUUCGGCAGAAGAGCGGUCGUCAUGCUGCCGUUUUGGGUCGCGCAAGCGUGGGCGUGGGGAGGCAGUAACAGCGGCAGCGACUCGAGCACCACUAGCUCUGUGUUUGGCAAUAGUUUAGGACGCGACUGGCUGUCGGACUCCAAAGGCAUAUCCAUCAAGCUAGAAGGAUGUCUUUGGGGUUACGUGGAAGACAACGAGAGCGCCUACUGCAUGGAAGACUCUAGUGAAGACGGCACAACGUAUUGGUAUCAAAUGGCAAACUGCCGGCGAGCACAAGCAGUUUUUUCGGUAUACGCCAAUCCCUCGUCCAGCAAUGCCGCAUGCAACGCUGGGAAUUUCAAAGAAUCCUUUGUUACUAAAAGUGGGCUCUCCGAAUUCAUAUACUAUUUGAAAAGCUACGACAGUAACAAUCCUUUCGGAAGCGCCAAUGACGACAAUGGAGAUGGAUCAUACUCUGACGACAACAAUCUGCCCAUGUGCGCCCAGGUCAACGGAAACUACGUCGGUGUUGGAUGCGCAAGCGACGGAACCUUUUCUCUACAAAUCUUUAGUGACCAGCAUUGCCUCGUCCCGACCGGCUCGACGUACGACAAUCUCAAGAGCGUAAAUAGGAAACUCAAGAACUACAGAAACUGUGCCAGUGCCUAUUCAUACGGUGAUGAUUCGGAAAGCUCGCUCGUAUACAAUCUGGUAUCCAAUGCGGAGAGUUGCUCUUCUUUGGACAGUAGUCUAUGUAUGGAUAAUUCUGCAAUGGCAGAUCGACGCUCCUACAGCAAAGGCCGGGUUUCGCGGAACCGAGGAUUCAGCCAAAGCCAGAGCUGGCUCACCAAAGCCAAGUAUGUUGCUGGAGGAAUUUUGUUGUUGGCUGCCUUUGUCAUGUUUACCGGUAUUCUGUUUACCAACCGCCGGCGAAGACGAGCUUUGAUGCAGCGAAAAUAUAGACAGUCUCGGCGUGGUGGGGAAGAUCGAAGCCGCCGGAGCAGCAAGAGCGGUCGCUCGAAGAGCAAGGGACGCAGCGUAUCGCGGUCCAAGUCUGCCCGAAGGGAAAAGGGAGACCCUGUAGGUGUUUUUACCUAGACGUUGUCGCUUCCAUUGAUCGGUCGGUCAAGUCUCUCCGCCAAAACCACUUCCAUGUAUUCUAUCUGGGAUUUUCGCAAGUAUUCGAAAGGUCUCGCUUUCCGUUGUCUCGGAGAAUGCGGUGCUUUUUGCUGCAUGGGUUAAUGCAAUUCGGGAGAAUUCUACUGGGCGCGUCAACAGGUUACAAUUGCCAUGGCUUCCCAUAGAACCCUGUUUUUAAACAGUGUAGACUAGUAUCGGUCUUCAAACCUAGCUUUACUUAGUAGAGAAUUUCUGGACUUUCA
Phaeodactylum tricornutum CCAP 1055/1 is the source of this 1577-nucleotide messenger RNA. RefSeq lists its product with no specific name. The transcript has 2 exons. The record is from RefSeq and is a predicted model, not a curated record. NCBI's taxonomy places the organism in Eukaryota, Bacillariophyta, Bacillariophyceae, Surirellales, Neidiaceae. Bases 196 to 1293 code for a protein of 365 amino acids.